AUGGCCGACAAGUCACAAUGCCCCGCGUCCUCCGGUCGAAACACGACCGUCGGCAAUCCUCCAGCCUAUGCCUCCCGUCCGCCAUCUCCGGCGCCAACGUACCACACAAUCGACCCCGCGAGCCACGAUAUGCCGCGGGAGGUCACUGUCAAUGCCAGGGAUGAGAAAUCCCGGCUCAAAGAUCCAGGCCAAGCUGAGUUCACGUUGGUGCAUAGAGCCGCCGCUCUCGGGGACCUGAAGACUGUAAGGCAUCUUCUCGAUGGAGGAAGCGAUGAACUCGAAGUUCCCACUCAGAGCGGAUCAACGCCCUUGAUUGGAGCAUGUGAGAGCGGGAGCAUCGAUGUGGUGAAAUUGCUCCUGGAGCACGGCGCAGAUAUCACCAGACGAAACAAGCUCGGGAACACACCACUUGGCACGGCUGCUAGUAGAGGUGACGUUGAGAUUGUGCGGCUUCUCCUGGAUGUGGGAGCCGAGCGCAACCCUCAGUUGAACAUCGGUUGGACGCCACUUCUCCAGGCGGCGCGUGGAGGACAUCAUCAGGUGGUCGAGGUACUCCUGCAACGUGGAGCUGAUCCGUCAGCUAUCACAUUCACCGGGCAAACAGCGUUGCAUAUCGCCGUCCUCAACGGCAAGCUGGAAGUGGUUAAGACUCUCCUCCAGAACGGAGCAACGGUGGCUCCCUUGGACAACAAGAGGCGGACACCGCUGAACUUGGCUGCACAGCACGGCCAUAAAGACAUUGUGAAGCUUCUCAAGUCUUGGAGCUAG
This is a messenger RNA of Thyridium curvatum, 768 nucleotides long. RefSeq lists its product as uncharacterized. The coding region runs from base 1 to 768 and encodes 255 amino acids. The transcript has a single exon. The record is from RefSeq and is a predicted model, not a curated record. NCBI's taxonomy places the organism in Eukaryota, Fungi, Ascomycota, Sordariomycetes, Thyridiales, Thyridiaceae. Gene Ontology annotation, molecular function: protein binding.